AUGUUCUAUCCUACCGCUGAGACGGGAUAUCGCAUCACUCGCGCCAUUGUCCCUCAAGGAAGUAAGUUCCAGGUCGGCGCGCACUGGCAUGAAGAAUAUGAUGAGUACAUGCGCGUGAUCCAGGGUCGCUUGAAACUCAGACUGGGAAAAACGUGGAAAGUGUACACACCAGAAGAUGGGGAAAUCUUGAUUGCGAAGGAUGUCAUACAUGAUCUUUGCAGAGCGGACAAAGAUGCAAAACCGGGCGAGGACGAUGAGGGUGAUAUGAUCAUAGAGGAACGGAGCGAUCCUGUCGACGGCUCGAAGGAGCUCUUCUUCCGGCACGCGUUCUCUACUGUCACCGACAAAGCAGUCUUUGGAUGGAAGUUGCCACUUCAGCAACUGCUUGUGCUCAUGUACUCGGAUACAUACAUUGAAACACUUCCGGGUCCAGCUGGAUGGUAUGCUACCCAUGGUCUUUAUGCGGUACUCAAUCCACUGGCCAGAUUGCUGGGGUUGAAACCAUUCUACGACGAAUAUACACCAAGCAGGCUCGUGAAUAUUAGGAUGGAUAUGGAGGGUGGAACAAAGAAGAAAAAGACUUGA
Didymosphaeria variabile is the source of this 585-nucleotide messenger RNA. RefSeq lists its product as uncharacterized. The record is from RefSeq and is a predicted model, not a curated record. NCBI's taxonomy places the organism in Eukaryota, Fungi, Ascomycota, Dothideomycetes, Pleosporales, Didymosphaeriaceae. Bases 1 to 585 code for a protein of 194 amino acids. The transcript is spliced from 2 exons.